AUGCCAGUUUGUGAAUCCUCAUGGCUGGAGAUCACCGACAGAACAGUGGAAAGUCUUCCCGGUCUUUUCGCGGUUGCUCCUAUCGCAGCCUGGUCCAAGUUCACGGCACUGACGGUAUCAGUCUGUUCUUAUGACCCUGGGACUCGACCCCGGGAGACCCCGACCCAGAGAAUUCGAAAGCUGGAAGCAUGUCUCCGGGCAGCACGUAUGUCGCUGGUGCGGCUCAAGGCUCAGAACCAAAUUCUCGCCAACACCGAUAUCGACUCGGUGCUCAACACGUUGGACAACUCGUACCCGGAGCCCUCGGAAGAGGGAGACUCCAGUGCCGACGAGGACAAUGCCAGAUCAACCCGCCUAGGCAGCAUGAUGGGUAGAGCUGGGCGGUUCGUUCCCCUCUCACCCACCCAAACCACCUUUUAUGGCUCUUAUUCCGGAUACUCUUUCGUCUUCAAGACACUGGAGCUGUUCCGGAGAAUGCCCGACAGUGCAGCCUUGACCACCGAGACUCAAACUAUCACUACAGCCCUGUUCAAUGCACCGGUGCCGGAUGCUGAAGCUGGCAUGCAGUAUUCAUCGCAGUUCCAGAGUCUUCCGAGUCUAUCGAUCACGCUUAGUCUUCUGGAUACCGUCUUCACCAGAUGCAAUCCACUGAUUCAGUUCGUCCACGAGGCCGAUUUUCGAGACAUGGUCAAUCGUCUGUACAGCGAAUCGGCGCUUCAAUUUGGUGCAUCAAGUCAUAAUUUCAUGCCAUUGUUCCACGGAGUUCUUGCAAUCGCCUUGUUGUUUGACAUUCGGUCCCGCAAAAAGCAUGGGUGCGAAGACAUUGUCAACGAAGCUACGAGGCAUUUCCUUCUGGCUCGGAGGGAGCUCGACGUUGCCCAGUGUGCUGAUCUCAUAUCAAUGCAGACCAUAUUGUGUCUCAUUUACUUUCUGGUGACAACGUCUCGUCUGACUUCCGCAUACACAUACCUUGGCAUUGCUUGUACUUCGGCUUUGAGGCUUGGCUUGCAUAAAGACAUCGGCAAGGAUAUUUCGAUAUCUGAGGUACAACAAGACGCCAGACUCAGAAUUAUGCUUGCCGUCUUGCAAUUUGACACUUUAGUCAGUAUAGUUCUAGAUUUGCCGACUCGCAUCAAUCCGGAUAGCAUCGACCCGGGAGUUAUGGCCUCAUUGAAGACGGACUUCGCUAAACGGUCGGCCAAUGCCCGUGAAGAUGUCUCUGAAACGCAUGCGAAGCUUCUAGCUUCAGCAAAACACUUGGAGUUGUUAAGCCUGACAGCCACCGGCAUGCGAAGCAUAUUCAGCCAUGGCAGCCACAAGGAGAAACGGACAAAAGACCUGGUGUUUGACAAUGUUGAUUCUGUCAAUAUGAGAGGGGCGGAGGAUGCAUUCCGGAAAUGGGCGAGAGCGUUGCCUUGCUUGCCUCUGAUUCCCGAAAAGCUCGAGGUGUCAGCUAUCAUGAAAUUUGAACUGGAAAUGGCAUUCUAUUUCGGCCAGUUCGUCCUCUACCAACCUUUCCUACAUUACCUCAUUCAAAUGGCGGACGGCGCGCCGAUUACGAGGACUCAAUCGCAGCACGCCCUGGCUUGCAUCAAAAUUGCGGCUACAACAAUUACCCGCGCCGAGGUGAUGCUUCAACGCGGCUUGCUGGCUCCCGCAUCUUGGAGUGUCAUCUACACCCUCUUCCUGGCAGUCAUGUGCCUCCUGUUUCUGAUAGCGACACACAAUGGUACGUCCCGACCUAGUGAAGCAUGGAAGAAGGGAGAACUGGGCAUUAGGCUCCUGGCGACGAUGCGCUGUUACGAUAAUGGUGCCGUCAGGUGUCUGUGGAUCAUCAAGAUGGUUAUCAAACAGCUCUCACACACCGUACAAUUCGACGUUGACCGAAUUGUCGCCAGCACCGAAUGCCUGUGCCCUUGCUCGAGGUCUAGUUUGUUACCGACAGAAUCACUAGACCGCCGGCCAUCACUGGAUCGUUCAGACAUCAAUGCCGGAGCAAGUGGAUAUGCAACACCGGAGACACCGCAUGAUGCACGUUCUUAUCCAUCUGUCUGGAGUCGACCGGGCAUGGACCAACUCCUGGCCACUAAUCUGGACUCGCCACGGCAUGAUGCAGAUUUCAUCCUCGCGGAAGCCCAGGCCAUCUCAUUGACGUUACCGAUCGACAAUCUCGAGCUGUUCGCCUCCGGAGCGGUCUGA
Messenger RNA from Fonsecaea erecta, 2199 nucleotides. RefSeq lists its product as hypothetical. Gene Ontology annotation, cellular component: nucleus. Bases 1 to 2199 code for a protein of 732 amino acids. The transcript has 5 exons. The record is from RefSeq and is a predicted model, not a curated record. Lineage: Eukaryota; Fungi; Ascomycota; Eurotiomycetes; Chaetothyriales; Herpotrichiellaceae. Gene Ontology annotation, biological process: positive regulation of transcription by RNA polymerase II; DNA-templated transcription. Gene Ontology annotation, molecular function: sequence-specific DNA binding; zinc ion binding.